This is a messenger RNA of Drosophila mauritiana, 1166 nucleotides long. RefSeq lists its product as uncharacterized. The record is from RefSeq and is a predicted model, not a curated record. The transcript has a single exon. NCBI's taxonomy places the organism in Eukaryota, Metazoa, Arthropoda, Insecta, Diptera, Drosophilidae. Bases 29 to 1024 code for a protein of 331 amino acids.
GAAUGAUUAGGCUAUCCCUUGACCGACGAUGCAUUCGAACAAGUCAUCCGUUCUCCUGCUCGCCCUGGCCAUCAGCGCCAGCUGCGUUGUUGCCACACCGCAUCUGCAAUUCUUGGAUGGAAUCUUCGACUCCAUACCCCAGACUGGCCUCCACAUCAUCAGUGGGUUCGUGAAUGCCACCAGGAAUGGCACGGCCAUUGCUGGUGAGUUCCUGGACAGCAUAAGGAACUCCUCCGCCCAGUACACCCACGAAACCAUAGAGUUUGCCCACAAAAUCGCGGAUGCAGUUCAUAGAGCCGCCUCCGAGGCAAUCGUCGACUUUUCCGUGACUCUGCAGGCUAGCAUCGACAUAGUGCAUCAGCAUGUUGGUCUGGUGAGAAACAUCCUGCAGCAAAAGGCACUUAAGGAUGCCCUCGCCACACUGCAGACCGUCACUGCCGUCGUAAAUGAUCUGGAAGUGGCCGUGCAUAACCUCAAUGAUCAGUUAGACGAGAAGAAACAGGAGUAUUCCGCCAUAAUCCAGGUGAAGUGGAGCCUGUGGACUGACGACCAAUUAAACCGAGUGGAUGAGCUGACGAAUGGAGUUGGCAACGAGGAGGCCGAGGAGAUCAUGAAUGAGCUGGUCUCCCGCUAUUCCGGAUAUCUGCACAGCUGCCUGGAGGAGUUGCAAGCGCAGCAAGCUACGUAUGAGCAAAAUGUCCAAGAGGCCAUCGUAAAGUACCACAAUGCCACCAACAAACUGACGGCCCAGGUCAAGCUCUGCGCCCAGUUCAACCUCAACUACCUAUCCUGCCGCAAUGGCAUCAAUACAGAGCUACGCGCACUCGACUCGGCUCCCGCGGAGCUGCUCACCCUGAAGCUUCAGGGCAUCCGACUACUGGCCAUCGGCCUGAAUGCCAACGGAUGUGUGGGCCAGACCCUGGCUGAUCACGAGCUGGAGAAGGCCAGCGUGGAGCUCAAGCUGGAUGAGAUCAUUAGGCAGUACCAGGAGCAGCAGGAUGGGGAAACGACCACCAUAAGUUAGACGGAUUCCGAGGAGUCAUCCAGCAAUGAAUAUGACAACUCCAACAAUGACGACGAAUCCUCGUGGAAAUGUUUACAAGAACGUAUAGUACUUUUAGGUGUCGGGUAGAAGCAGCAAAAUAAAUUACUCUAAUGCAACUAAA